ACAGGCGAGAUGUGGAAAAAUAUCUGAUUUCUUUCUGCAUCUCUCUGUUGCUUUUUUCCAUCACCUCUCCACAUUCAUGGAUUCCAUUAUUUUCGCACAAUUUCCCUCUGUUUUUUCACUUUCAGGAGCAGAUCCACUCGUUCACGGCUGCAGUUUACCCUGCGUCCUUACCUGCUACACUCGCUCUCCCCUCCCAAAUCCGUCGGUUACUAUUUCCACCACCAAACGGAGGCGGCCUGAAUCACGACGCCCGCUUCUCGCCACCGCCGGCGCCACCAAUUCGGCUCCCGAAAGAGAGAGAACCUACAAUGUAGGUGAGUUUAUGACAAGAAAAGAGCAAUUGCAUGUUGUAAGGCCAACAACUACUGUCGAUGAAGCUUUGGACACCCUUGUGGAGAAAAGAGUUACUGGAUUUCCUGUGGUUGAUGAUGAUUGGAAGUUGGUCGGUGUGGUUUCCGACUAUGAUUUGUUGGCACUUGACUCCAUCUCAGGUGGUGGUGAACAAGAUAGUACAAAUUUGUUUCCAGUUGUCGGUAGCACUUGGAAAACAUUUAAUGAAGUUCAGAAGUUACUCAGUAAAACUAAUGGGAAGGUUGUUGGUGACGUAAUGACUCCUUCCCCCCUAGUUGUGCGUGAAAACACCAAUCUUGAGGAUGCGGCGAGGUUAUUGCUUAAAACAAAGUAUCGUCGGUUACCUGUAGUAGACAUUGAAGGAAAGCUGAUUGGUAUUAUUACCAGGGGAGAUGUUGUCAGGGCGGCUCUUCAGAUAAAACAGGCUGCCGAGGAAAUUUGAUCACUCUUCACCACUGCUUGUCUAAGCAUGAGUGAAAAUAACACGUACACGUGCUUGAUUGUCUAGCCAUAUUACUGGUUGAACUGAAGUGGUACUCUCUGUGAUGUAGUGGCUGAUUACUCCAUAAAAGGACAGCUGCAGUGAAUAUGGCACAAUGAGGUAAUAUGUAGUAUAAUGUAUAUGUAUCGGUGACGCCCCAAAACCGAGUACUUCAUUCUUGCCCGGCUUGUAUAUUUAGAUUUCGUAUUCUUGUUUGCAUGUGGUGGUGGUGAGAAUCCAGAAUUGUAGUGAGAUUGAGAUCAAUAGGUAGACUUUCUGUGUCCUCAUGGGCUGGGCUUCUGCUGCCCUUAUAGCUGUUGUAAUAGACAUUUAUUAGGCUAAAUUUUUUGGGGGUAAAUUAUUAGCAUACAACAAUCACUGUUUCCCUAAUUCAUAAUAUUCAGAAUUGUAGUGAGAUUGAGAUCAA
Molecule: messenger RNA, 1259 nt
Organism: Salvia hispanica
Lineage: Eukaryota; Viridiplantae; Streptophyta; Magnoliopsida; Lamiales; Lamiaceae
Product: CBS domain-containing protein CBSX1, chloroplastic-like
Source: RefSeq, a predicted model, not a curated record